Molecule: messenger RNA, 6081 nt
Organism: Peromyscus maniculatus bairdii (prairie deer mouse)
Lineage: Eukaryota; Metazoa; Chordata; Mammalia; Rodentia; Cricetidae
Source: RefSeq, a predicted model, not a curated record
CCCGACCAGUAGGGAAACUGAGGCCCUGGUGGUUUCCCCAGCAAGGUGGGAAUUGUAGCGGGCUGGUGGGGUCUGUCCAUAGCACUGCACCCGUGAACACUUGACUGGGAUAGGUGAGGUCCCUGCCCCUGUGGACUACCAGCUUCUACCUACUGAUCUCCAGAACUCUAAGGGCAAGCAGCCAGGUCUUGCCUAGGGAGGCAGCUUCUUCACCUUUUCUGGGUCACAGCCCCCCAUGGUCCUUGUUCUAAGCAUUUCAGUCUGGCUGGAGGGGCUGAGCUGCAGAGACUGUUUAGAAGGGUGGGGGACCCGCCUCUCGCUUGCUUUUCACCUAGCUCUGUAACAAAGAGCGAGGCUGAGCCCAGACUGGCUGCUGCUGGCUGGGAAUGGGAGAGGGGUGAGGACUUUGAGGUUGGCCAAGGUCAGAGCGUGAGUGGGGUCAUAGGCCGUCUACUCCCUGGGGGGCUAUGGGUAGGAAAACUAGCGAGACUCAUUGGGGCGGUUCCUUCUUCCUUUCCCAGGAGGGGCUGCGGCGCCUGGGCUGAGUUCUGGCUUCCAAAAUGAACCCCUACCUCCCAGGGCAGAACCCAGGGACAGGAAGUGAAGGGGUGUCCCUGGAGACUGGGUUCACUGAUGGUGGGAGGCAGUCACUGGAGUCCCCUUUCCUGCUGUGGGUGCUCCACCCAGGGAGAUGGGCUCCUGCUGGGGCCUUCCCAGCCCUAGGUGAACACUUCACCCUGAGGUCCUCAGAACCAGGUGACAGACUAGUGGCUCCUCCCAGGCUCCCUCUGGUGGGAGGACCACGUGAGACGGGAGCAGGUGCCAGAGGCUCCUGCUCAGUUGGCACUGUGACUGCGAGUCAGCACUUGGUUCUUCUAGCUCAGGCACCUUGCCAGUGGUCUUCUUUUCUCCAUGGUUGGUGUUGGGGGCAGGGAGGCCUGUGGCCUUGGGCCAGAAGAGGGACUAGGCCACCAGCCCUUCCUGGCUCCUGAAUUCUUAAUCAGCAUAAAUAUUUACUUCCUUCCUCCCCUUCCAGGCUCCCAGCAUAGAGCAGCUUCAGGGAGGUUGAACUAGGCCUGUGUCUAAAAAUAAACAGGUAGAGAGACAGACAGACAGACCUAAUGGGCUGCAGGUCAAGCAGAGGGCAGCCUUUGCCUAGACAGGCCACCCAUCACUGUCACCUGCCCACCUACCUGGGUUUGGGACUCCUCAGAGAGUCACCGGGGUGUCAGUGAGGCCUCUAGUCCAGGCAUGGCCUGAGCCAUAACAAGGGCAUCCGACAGCUUCAGUGGAGACAAGUUGCAGACCUGAAUCUCACAGUGAAGACGGGCUUCCUGUGCUCCAGUGAUGCAGCCUGGUGUGCCCAGAUCGCAUGUAGCCACAUGUAGUGGGAGCUGGAGAUAUGUCCUCACUAGCAGUGUCGCAGGCCAAGGAAGGGGCUAUCCUGUGUACCUAGGGAACGCCCUGAAAGCUGGAGCUCGUGGGAGAUCAGUAGGAAGCAUGUGCGGGCUGGGGUGCAAGCAAGGACCGUGUAGGCGAAGCUGCCCUGGAGGAGAGAUGGGCUGGGGUACAGCGCUGUCCCCUCUGGCGUGCUCACCCCCGUAAGGGCACUUGGGCAGCUCUGGUUCCGAGGAUGUCCCAGGUCGUGGUUCUUCCCGCCAUGCCCGCUUUUUGUUUUAAAUACAGUGGUAGAGUCUCAUAGUGUGGGUGUCUAGUAAAAAGAUUUUGAAGGUGUGACAGUCUGCGUGAACAAAGGCGGGGAAACAGCUAGGAGGCUUCUCAUGGGUAGAGGAGAGUCUGCUGCUUCUGGAAAAAUGAAGUUUGCUGGGGAAGAGCUGGCCUUGUUCUUAGGUCAGGGGGGCUGUGAGUCCGUUUACAUCUUGGAGGUGACACCAGUGAGAAAUUGUGCAAACAGGAGGAACAUCACAGAAUGAAAUUAGAAGAAUAUCACUACCAGCUUUUGCUUUUUAAUACUAUCUACUGUCCUUUGCUGGUCCAGCAGACCCUGCAGAGCUGGCCUGACCACAGUCCCCAGCUGCCCCCUGGUGGCUUGUGAAGGCCUACCUUCGGCCUUACUCUCCUGGCCAAGCUUUGCACAGCCUGCCUGGGACAGGCCCUCAGCCUGCUUCCCUCGGAGGUGACGUAGUUCCCUGCCCUGAACAGGCACUUCUGGCACCUGGGUGCUUAAUUGGCCACUGAGGAAUGCUACCUACAUCUUGGAGGAUGCUUGUUGCUCCCUAGCCUGCUUUUAGGUCUCUGAAUUCAGACUGGCAGGCUUCCCAAGCAUAGCUUCCUGUUCUAUCAGAAGUGACUGUUGGGACUUAGCCAGCGAGGUCCUGGGAGACGUAGCUUCAAGUCUGGCUGUUCUGCCAGAUUGUGAGUACCGUCACCGGAGUCAGUUUCCAACAUUUAUUCUCACCAUUAAGUGGAGAUCAUAAACUUGGCCUAUCCCAAAAGACUUAUGGGGAGUGGCAGUGGAAUCUUGCAUUGGGUGGAUGGUGACCCUCUGUGAUAUCUGUGAGCCAGGCCAUUCAGGGUGUUGUCUCUGCUCCUCUGCUUCUUCAGGUUUUAGUGGGUAUAGCGGAAGGAGAAACCCACGGUUACAGUGUCACUAUACAGCCUGUGUCCUUCCCCAGGUUCCUGCCUGAAGACGAGCUGGGUACCCUCUUUGACCCUCCCCAUCACCAUGCACUCCUUGGACGAGCCGCUUGACCUAAAGCUGAGCAUCACCAAGCUCCGGGCGGCGAGAGAGAAGCGGGAAAGGACACUGGGUGUGGUCCGACAUCACCCUUUGCAUAGGGAGUUGGGUCUGGUGGAUGAUAGCCCCACACCUGGCUCCCCAGGCUCCCCGCCACCAGGUUUCCUGCUGAACCCCAAGUUCCCUGAGAAGGUGGAUGGACGCUUUUCCACAGCUCCCCUGGGGGACCUCAGCUUGUCACCACCAUCUGGACUGGACUCCCCAAAUGGCAGCAGCUCCCUGUCCCCUGAGCGCCAGGGCAAUGGGGACCUGCCUCCACUGCCGACUGCUGUGGAUUUCCAGACACUUCGCUAUUUGGAUGGUGUCCCCAGCUCCUUCCAGUUCUUCUUGCCCCUGGGCUCUGGGGGAGCUCUGCACCUACCUGCUUCCUCCUUCCUCACACCCCCCAAGGACAAGUGCCUGUCACCGGAGCUGCCCCUGGCCAAGCAGCUGGUGUGUCGAUGGGCCAAGUGUAACCAGCUCUUUGAGCUCCUCCAAGACCUGGUUGACCAUGUCAAUGACCAUCAUGUCAAGCCGGAACAGGAUGCUCGGUACUGCUGCCAUUGGGAGGGCUGUGCCCGCCACGGCCGUGGCUUCAAUGCCAGCAGGUACAAGAUGCUCAUCCACAUCCGGACUCACACCAAUGAGAAGCCACACCGAUGUCCCACCUGCAACAAGAGCUUUUCCCGCCUGGAGAACCUGAAGAUCCACAACCGCUCCCACACAGGUGAGAAGCCCUACGUCUGCCCCUAUGAGGGCUGCAACAAGCGUUACUCCAACUCGAGUGACCGAUUCAAGCACACCCGUACCCACUACGUAGACAAGCCCUACUACUGCAAGAUGCCUGGCUGCCACAAGCGCUACACCGACCCCAGCUCACUGCGCAAGCACAUCAAAGCCCACGGUCACUUUGUGUCUCAUGAACAGCAGGAGCUCCUGCAGCUACGCCCACCCCCGAAACCACCAUUGCCCACUCCCGACAGCGGCUCCUAUGUCAGUGGGGCUCAGAUCAUCAUCCCAAACCCUGCUGCCCUUUUUGGAGGCCCCAGUCUGCCAGGCCUGCCCUUACCCCUGGCUCCUGGCCCCCUUGACCUCAGUGCUCUGGCCUGUGGCAGUGGUGGAGGUGGAGGUGGGGGCAUGGGCCCUGGGCUGCCAGGCUCUGUUCUACCCCUCAAUCUGGCCAAGAACCCACCGCUGCCCUCCCCCUUUGGGGCUAGUGGACUAGGCCUGCCUGUGGUCUCUCUCCUGGGUGGUUCCGCUGGUAGCAAGGCUGAGGGGGAGAAAGGUCGUGGGUCAGUGCCUGCCAGGGUCCUGGGCCUGGAGGACCACAAGCCCCCCCUGGAGAGGACGGAGCGCAGCCGCUCCCGGCCAAGCCCCGAUGGACUCCCCUUGCUCCCGGGCACUGUACUGGACCUGUCCACGGGCAACUCGGCAGCCAGCAGUCCAGAGGCGCUAACUCCUGGCUGGGUGGUCAUCCCGCCAGGGUCUGUGCUGCUCAAACCAGCUGUGGUAAACUGAACCUGGGUUACCCACCUACCAGCUGUGACAGGCCAGCUACCUACUGUGGGCUCAUCCCCUGACGAACAGAAACUCUUCUGCGAAAUAGCAAUAAUAUCCUGCUGCUCCAGGGGCCCAAGUGUCUGCUUCCUGGGAGGCUGCAGCCCCAGACAAGCUGGGUAGCAAGGAUGGUGCUAGAAGGUCUUUGGUGGCUUCCUGGCUCCAGAGUGGACUUGGCUUGGACCUGCUGUCCAAGGAGGCCAUGCUCUUGGGUGCUAAGGCCUCACUCACCUCCACUUCCCCGGCCCGUAGCUUGGGUGAGGCCUUCCUCUGCCUGUCCUCCAAGGGCUCAGUCCUGCCUCUUGCUCUGGUGCAUUCCUCUCCACAGCAGUCUGGGCGGGUUGACACUCCUCUGGGCCUUACCUGCUUGUCAGCUGGGGAGCCCCUGCCUGGGAACUCCUUAGACCCCUUUCCCUCCGGCCCACCCCUGGAGGGAGAGCAAGACAGACACAGGCCCUGGCCAAGGCGCACGAGAAAGCCGCCUUUUCCUGCCUACUGCUAUGACAAGGUGCUUCCCUGCUUGCUAAGCAGAGAAGCCUGCUGUCAGUGCCCCUCUGCCCGAGUCAGCACCGCCAGAGGGCUGGCAACGCUUUCUAAAGAGGAGGGGUGGCUGAGCACUCCUCUCCCUUGGGAGUGUGCAAGCAGGUUCGAAGGAUCAUUGUACUGGUCCGGUCCAGCUUGGCUUGGCCUGGCACUCUUACCCUGCAGAAGUGUCAGUGUAUAUCAGGUGGGCUCCAGGUUUGGGGGUUACGAGGUCAUGGAAUGCAGGGAAGGACUGACUCAUCAGAAAGGAGCUUUCUAGAAACCACUGAAGCCCCUGGGUGUGAGGGAGGCUAGGCAGCCAAGCACAGCAUUUGGAGGACCAACCGUCUGCUUGGGAAAAGCUGGCUAGAGAAUGGCCUGGACACGUGACAAGGUUGUUUCCUCUGACUUUCCAGUUGAGUCCUUUCCUUGGUUGGUGGUGCCUCUCUGGCCCACAGGCUCUCCCGAGCCAGCUCCCCAAGGGCCUGCACUACUCAGAAUAAGGUCAGCACUUAUGUAGGGCUAGACUAAGCCGAGGACAUUGGAGGACUGUGCUCCACAGCUUCGGAAGGCUAGGUGUGCCAGCUCCGGCCUCUUGCUGUCCUCUGUCCUCGGCUGCAGAGUGGCUAGCCCCUCACCUCCCCAUCCUUAGAACAAAAGCUGCUGGGAUGGUAGGGGUCCUUAGUAGCUCUGCUUCUUCUGAGCAGCUCUGCCUACUCUCCUUUUCCCCCAGACUGCCCUUCUGUUUCAGAAGGGUCACCCUGACCUGACCUGCCCAACUGCUGGGCUUAGGACCCCAGCCCUGAUAGGGCUCGGCUGUGCUGGCUCUACCCCUUGAAGGGGCUGUGAGCAAGUUAAGGAGCUGGUCUCCUGUCUUCGGGUCUACCCAUGAUCCAAGUAACCUCCUGGCUCGUUAGGGCCCUAGGCCUUAAGUCCCUGACUGGGGGAUUGGGUUUCAGACUCGAGCCGCAGAACAGAGCACGGGCACUGGAAGGCGACAUUAGCUCAGCAUGUGAUUCCGUGAUAGACCAGGCUUGGAAGGGCCGGUGUACUUGUCAGUCUGUCGUCGUCGCACAUCCCAGACAUCAGUAUUUUAACAGGUUCUAAGUGCCUUUCUAUUGUAGCUUGUGUUUUUCCUCCUUUUGGCUCCAUUGCUGUUAGCAUAGAGUUAAAACAAAACAAAAAGAUAAGCUAAUGACUAUAACAAUAUAUUCCUCCAUGUGAGAGGAAGUUUAUAAAGAAACAAUAAAAGUGAGUUGCAAAGA